GUUCAUGACAACUUAUAUAGAAUUAUAUGAGAAAUUUUCAGGAUCAUAGGGUUAGCAGUUGCUAAUGGUUCGAAAGUCAUUAACUGAAAGGUGUCAAGUAACUUUUAUCAAAAUCAUUAAUCCCUGGGCAGCCCUUAACAAUGUCAUCUGGUGGAACUAUUUGGAACUAUCGUAAAAUAUAUCCCUCGAAAGUGAUCGACUACAGCAUGGGACACAGUACGCUAUGAAACUCAAAGUUCUUUAAAGCUGACUCUCUUUAUCAGAUGGGUCGAAAUUAGUGGCAGAUUAAAAUGAGUGCCAAAACAUUGAGUUCAAUCGCAGAAGAAUAUUUCUACAGCAUAAAUCCUCUAGCUCAGAGGAUAGGCCAGGAUGUGGCUGCAACAAAAGAGGCUUAUGAAGGAUUGUGGAACGCAUUAAGUAGUGCGGAGCGUAAUCAGGCAAUUGAUGAGACUAUAAUUCAGCCAGAGGUCGCAUUAAAGUAUACCUUGAAGAAAGUGGAGCCUGCUAAAGAUGUACCGGAAUGUUUUCCAAAACUACGCAUUCAGACUGGAAUGAAGUAUGUCAUUGAUGACACAGGAUCGACUUUACGCUGGCGUGAUGAACAUUCUGCUCCAUUUUCAUUCAUGACGCAAUCUCAAAUGAAUCUCAGUCUGUCAGAUUCCUUAGAAGAUACAAAACUGAAACCUUUAAAUAGUUAUGUUGGGGAGUCAUCUCAUUUUGCAAGUCCUCUUAAUAUGCAAAAGAAUGUAGACAGUUCAGUCAAUGAUAAUUAUGGUCAUAUAGAUUCUACACCCAAUCAGCUUAAUUUUUAUCAGACUGAAAGUUUUUCCAAUAAUGUAUUUGGUAGUGGUGAGUGUACCAAUUUGUUGAGUAUGGAUAGCGAGAAUUCAGAUAAUAUCUUCACUAAGCUAAUCAAUAAAACGUCUCUAUUAAAAAUACAGAACAACUUAGAUGAUGAUAUGGAGAGUUUAGUACCCCAAAAGAGUUUAUCUGGAAAGAAUUCACAAAAAACCUCGAAUAGCGAUAAGAAUCAAAUGAAUAUUAGUUUAGUAACAGGGAGGACUAAGUCCAAUGAGAUCGAUGAGUCCACUGCUCUUUUAGAAACACCUAGUUCUUACAGUAGUUUUCAAUCUUCCCAACUUAAUGAAGAUGAUGGAAUUCCAAAAACAGGAUUCGAAUUUUUAGAUAAUUGGUAACAACACACUUAAAAUUAAUUGCAGAGCACAAUUUUUAAUUUAUUCCAUUUAUGUCCUCCCAUUUACAGUAUCAAAAAUUCUGUUUAAUUUAAAAUCAUAACACAGUCAUAGCAAUAGAAUUGCAAGCACAUUCUUGUUUACCAACAGAUGAAAUGCAUCUACCUCGCUUUAUUGACAUUCAUAGUUUUGUUGCUUCAGCUGUUUUAUAUUAAGCAACAUAUUCUGUGUCAAUAUAUUUCAAGUAAGUUUACAAAGCUCAAAGUGCAUUACACACACAGAAAAAGUAAAUCUUUUUCUAUGAGACAGAUAUAUAAUACAUAUCCAUAAAUAUGUUACAUUUGUAGAAUUAUGAUAGUACUAUAAAGACAGAGGAUUAGUUAUAUAUAUCACUGUUCCCAUUAAUUCUGUAUAAAUCAUCAAUAUUAUCCAUAUAUGCGACUAGAGUAUAGAUUGUUUUACACAAGAAUAUUGUGACCAUUUAUGCGUACACUACUUUUCAAGUAAAACGUGACCGACAAUACAGAGAGAAAGCUGUCUUUCUCCAGUAUCUGAUUAAAACAUCUUUCGUACUUGUCGGUUUUCACUAUGAGAAUCGUAUAUGCAGCCACAGUAGUUUCACCACAAGUCAUAUAACCAGUAUCUGUGAAACUCUGUGGAUCAGGAAAAUACAAAAAGAAGUAUUGCAUCUCGAAUGAGAUGUUCAAUGAAAUAUUAUUUAAUUAGUAAUGAAUUUCGCGUAGCGUUGUAACAGAAAAAAAUGUUAACUAUGCUCUCUUAUAACUUAUUUUAGAAUAUUAUAUAUUGAUAUUUACGCCAUUAUAAUAUGCCAAAACUAUUUGUUUUUCUAUGUAACGUCGUGUUAGAAUUUUUAACAAAUAAAUUGUAUCUUCAUGAGAAAAAGUGA
Molecule: messenger RNA, 2100 nt
Organism: Cephus cinctus (wheat stem sawfly)
Lineage: Eukaryota; Metazoa; Arthropoda; Insecta; Hymenoptera; Cephidae
Exons: 4
Coding region: 291-1196 (301 amino acids)
Source: RefSeq, a predicted model, not a curated record